Molecule: messenger RNA, 2677 nt
Organism: Perca flavescens (yellow perch)
Lineage: Eukaryota; Metazoa; Chordata; Actinopteri; Perciformes; Percidae
Gene: rbm43
Product: RNA binding motif protein 43
Exons: 3
Coding region: 457-1947 (496 amino acids)
Molecular function (GO): RNA binding
Source: RefSeq, a predicted model, not a curated record
GCUGAUAAAAUCAAGUGAAGUCAUGAAGUUAACAGAAAUGAGCUUUUAAGUAAGUUACCAAUGUCAAUUCAGUUUGCAUUUUUAGUUUUAGUGUGUACGCCUACGCCUGUAAUGGAAAUAUUAUCGAGUGAACUAAUAAGUCGACACAUAAGUAGACUCGGUAGUAUUUCUAAAUAGUUUGGGGGAUAUAUAUACCAGUCAGAAAACACAGUAGCUUUUCGAAGAACGUGUUUCUUAUCUGUGCUACUGUAGGUCUACUUAUACCAUCGCAGUUACUGGUUUCAUGGGCAAUAGUCUUAAUUUACACAAGUUUAAUUUACCUGGAAGGGAAUUAGUUUCACUUUCGAUUAAACGUCCUGGACUUGAACUUAUGUAGCCUUGAAAUAUGAUCAUGCCGCCUUGACCUGAAACACACUGGACACCAUAUGACACGAGUUUACCGACACCCACGUGACCAUGGAGAAAAAGGGAAGCAUGAUUGAGGUUUUUGGGGUGCCAGAUGUUUUACCAGCUGACAGGACAGCUGAUAAACUGCAGAUUUAUUUCCUCACAGCCAAACAUGGAGGAGGAGAGGUGCUGAAGGUGCUGUACCCCUGCUCUCAGCCGGGGCAGGCUUUCAUCUUGUUUGAGGAGCCUGAGGUUGCUGCUCGAGUCUUGCGAAAGGGCUCCCAUGUGUUAGAGGUGAAUGGUCAAAAAUAUCAUCUAACAGUGAAAGCACCUGAGCAUCUUGAGAUGGAUUUACCAGUGGAGGCAACAGUACAUUUGAAUAUUUUCCACAAUAAGGCAGAGGUACGAGAAAUCCUCAGGUCAAAUGGCUUUGCGUUGACAGAUCUGAGCAGCGAUCAGGUGCGUGUCAAGGGGUCGUUUCUGAAACUUAAGACUGCGAAGGCGUCUUUGGAGCAGCUUCUUCAAUCACAAACUAAGACGGGCAUCACGCCGGUUCCAAAGGCUUCUUCUGGAGCCAUUUCCAAAUACUACACCAGCAACAGCUCAGUGACACGUGGUAACAGAAGCCAGUUAGGAUCCCGAGAAAUGCCUCCGCAGGCUUCUCCAUCUUCACCCCCCCCCUCCUCAUCCUGGGCAUCUGCCUCUCCCAAAAAGCAUCCAACCUCUCCAGAGUACAGAGCUUCGUUUUCUCCAAGGCCGGACCAGCGUGGCUCAUUCAGAGCUGGAAUGGAGUCCUUUGUCGUUGAUGCAGAUGUGUUUAGGUAUGCAGACCGGCUCAGGAAAAAAGACAUUGAAGGCAUCCUAAACAGCCAUAAUGUUACAAUGGAAAAGCAUGAAGUUGGUGAUAGCUUCAAGAUCACUUUACUGGGGAAGAGUGUGCGAAUAGCUGUCGGAAAACUACAGAGCCUCCUGAAUGAUCUCAACAAAUCACUGCGCACACAGGAAGUUCCUCUGAAGGCCAUGGAUCGUGAAGGCCGGGCUCUUUUAGAAAGAAUUCGCAAAGACAGAAACAUUUACAAUUUAGUGCUCGUAUGUCCGAUGAAUGACAAACUUCACCUGAUAGGACCGUCUGGCGAGAGCUACGAGUUAAAGCUGAGGCUGUUGGGGAGGUCGGUUGACCAGUCAGGACGUACAGGCAGGGCACCCUCCAGGAGGAGGAGCAGCUCUCUUCCACCAAUCAGACGCAAGAACACAGACAGAGAUAGCGGUGCCGUCGCUUAUCCAUCUCCUGUGGCAGCUGCAGGUUACUCUCCGUCAAAGUACCGGGACGAUAAACAGGAAGGUGCUGAGCCCGAGCGGGGAGCUACUGCUAGGUUUGGUCCAAGUGGAGCUUUGAGGGGAAGAAGCCACUCUGAGUCUCGCGGAAAAACACAGGCAGAAAACGUUAAUGUGCAAGAGGUGGUAACCAAACCUCCUGAAUCACCCAAGAAAGCCUUAAUACAAUUUAAAAAUUUUAAUUCAAAAGAUUUCAAGAAAAAAUUUAAAUUUAUGAGAAAAUGAAAAAUGAGCAUCGGUUAUGUCCAUGAAGGAUUUUUUUUUUUUUACACUCUUAGUACUUUACCAUGCUAUAUGUGUUAUUUGUCUAACUGAAUAACAGAUUUGAGUAUGCAUUGACAUGGUGUUGCAGCCUGAUUGAUACUGGAUUUAUUGGGCCAAUGGCAUUACCAAAAUUUGGGCUCUAAAGUAAAAAGUUUAAAGGAAUUACAGUUUACUGCGUUCCUGCCUAUAGUUAUAAGAUAUGAUUAAUACCACUCAUAUCUGUACAGUAAAUAUGAAGCUAUUGUCAGCAGCUGGUUAGCUUAGAAUAUAUUCUAUCUUAUUAACCAACAGGCUGAGCUACAAUUAGCCGAUAAUAUCAGCUAAAUAUCCAUUGUUGAAGUGUAAAAUUAAAAUUGAACCGUCAGAUUGAUGAAUGUUGUUAUGUGGUUCAAUAUACUGACUUAGACUGACACUGUAUUCUUAAUAUUCAUCAUACUCAAACAAUAAUAACCUCUGCGUAAUAUUAAUAUUAUUAAACUUUACGUUAUUUACAGGUUUGGCUGACAUCUCUCGCCCAAUUGUGUUUUACUGCUUGCACUGUAAAUGUUGGUGAUAAACUGACUGGCUAAAAUAUAUUUUUGACCGGUAGUGUAAAUGGUAAAAAAUGAACAAAGAAUAAUACGGCAAUGUAUCAAAUAAAUAAUGGGCAUUAAAAAACACUAACAUUAACAAUAAAGUACAGUAGUAUGUU